CUUCACUCCCAGCGUAGUCAGUACCACGUGACCUGUGAUCUGUGGUUUUAAUUACCGACUGGCUUUAAGUGAGCUACAUCCUAUAUUUUUUUUAAUACUUUUUACAUAAAAAGCCCCAGUAAUAUGGAAAAAGAAAAUAUCUCCUUUUUAUCAAUUUGGAUAAUUUUGGCGAAAGUCUUUGCAACUUUUUCUUCUAACACUGAAGCCGCCACCACCACCGUGUUUGUAAACUCCACAGUCACUGCCAGCCCUCUGCUGACCACUACUGAAUGGAUCACAGACUACACUGAUAUUGUGUCCAAGUUCUCCCUGCGCACAGCAGACAUCCCAGAUGAUGACAUGUGCUACAUCGUGCCUGGCAGCCCAGAAACCAUCAAAGAGUGUGAAUUCAAUUCUGAAACUCAGACCUUCCUUGUGAUACAUGGCUGGUCGGUAACGGGGAUGUUUGAGAGCUGGGUGCACAAGCUGGUGUCCGCUCUGUACGAGCGUGAGCCCAGCGCCAAUGUGAUUGUGGUGGACUGGCUGACCCGUGCCAGCGAGCACUACCCGACCUCUGCAGCCUACACCAAACUAGUGGGCCGUGACAUUGCCAAGUUUGUUACCUGGAUACAAAAAGAGCUGCAGUUGCCGUGGGAGAGGAUUCAUCUGCUGGGUUACAGUCUGGGAGCACAUGUUGCUGGAGUUGCUGGGGACCUCACCGACCAUAAGAUCAGCAGGAUCACAGGUCUUGAUCCUGCUGGUCCCACCUUCGAGCAUGCAGAUGACCAGAGCACCCUGUCCCGAGACGACGCCCAGUUUGUAGACGUCUUGCACACCAACACCAGGGGCUCCCCAGAUCGCAGCAUCGGCAUCCAAAGGCCGGUGGGCCACAUUGACAUUUACCCCAAUGGAGGGACUUUCCAGCCAGGCUGCGAUAUUCAGAAUACUUUAAUGGGGAUUGCAAUGGGAGGGAUCAAGGCUCUCCAAAAUAUGGACCAGCUUGUCAAAUGUUCCCACGAGCGCUCUAUCCACCUGUUCAUUGACUCUCUGCUGAACACCCAGCAGCAGAGCCUGGCCUACCGCUGCAACUCCAAAGAUGCCUUUAACAAGGGCCUGUGCUUGAGCUGCAGGAAGAACCGUUGCAACAAGCUGGGCUACAAUAUCAACAAGGUCCGUAUGACCCGCAGCGCCAAGAUGUAUCUCAAGACCCGUGAAAUGAUGCCGUACAAAGUUUUCCAUUACCAAGUGAAGGUGCAUUUCUUCAGCAGGGAUCAGCUGAGUUUCACAGAGCAGCCAAUGAAGAUUUCCCUGUAUGGAACCAAUGGAGAGAAGGAGGGCAUUUCCUUCGUCCUGCCAGUCCUCAAUGGUAACAGCACUUUGUCCUUCCUCAUUACAUCUGACGUUGACAUCGGAGACCUGAUGAUUGUUAAGCUGCGCUGGGAGAAGGACUCAAUCAUCAGCUGGCCCAACUGGUGGGGCAGGAGCCAGUUCCACAUCCGAAAACUGCGCAUCAAGUCUGGAGAGACUCAGUCCAAGGUGGUCUUUGGUGCAAAAGAUGGAGAAUUUGCCUACCUUGUCAGGGGAGGAGAAGAUGCAGUCUUUGUCAAGUCAAAGGAAGACACCAGUAGCCGUAAAGGGAAGCUGAUGCACAAACUGAAAAUGCAGGGCAGCCUUUUUGGGCAGAAUGAUGCUUGAAGUUGCACUUGAACACACACGCCCACAUCAUGCACAUCAUCCAUCUCUACAUUACAUAUCCAAAGAUGGACAGUACACAGCAACACUGGCAAAGCCUUUGCAAGUAACUGGACAUAUGCUGACUGCUGCAUUUUCCUGACCUUUCUCUUUGUUUCCUCAACUCCCAGUGCAACCAGCAGAACCUUGUUCAUGCUGCUGGAAGUCAGUCAGCUCACAAGCUCUCUCUGCUGCUGAAAAAUGUUACAGGUUUCUCUGUGAUGAUGUGCAAAUUCACACUUUCAGUAGGUUUUGCUCCAUAACUUUGUAAUCAUUUGCUUUUGUGGCCUAUAUGUACUGUUGAUACUGACUUCAAUGUAUUUUAAACCCCCUGA
Messenger RNA from Monopterus albus (swamp eel), 2045 nucleotides. It is a transcript of the gene lpla, whose product is annotated as lipoprotein lipase a. Gene Ontology annotation, biological process: lipid catabolic process; very-low-density lipoprotein particle remodeling. Bases 124 to 1674 code for a protein of 516 amino acids. NCBI's taxonomy places the organism in Eukaryota, Metazoa, Chordata, Actinopteri, Synbranchiformes, Synbranchidae. The transcript is spliced from 10 exons. Gene Ontology annotation, molecular function: apolipoprotein binding; lipoprotein lipase activity. The record is from RefSeq and is a predicted model, not a curated record.